AUGAACGGGAAGAAUUUGAAGGUUAUUUUUCUAGGUCCUAAAGGUACAUAUUCUCAUCAAGCUGCACUGCAACAAUUUCAAUCCAUACCUAAUGUCGAUUAUUUGCCAACAGCGUCCAUACCUCAAUGCUUUGAUAAAUUAGAGAGAAAUGCAAGCAUAGAUUACUCAGUUGUACCAUUGGAGAACUCUACCAACGGACAAGUGGUUUUUUCCUAUGAUCUGUUGCGGGAUAGGAUGAUUCAGAAAGUUUUAUCUUCAACUACCUCAGCAGAAAAUAAUAGAAUCACACCAGAUAUAGAGGUUAUAGCAGAACAGUACGUGUCUAUAACCCAUUGUUUAAUCAGUCCCAUCGAAUUGUCCAAUGGUAUUGAAUCAUUUGGUAAAUUUCAAGAAGUAAAAAUAUAUUCGCACCCACAAGUUUGGGGUCAAGUCGAUAGUUACUUGAAAUCUUUGGCAGAGAAAUUUCCACAAGUCACAUUUAGCAGAUCUGAUUGUUCUUCGACGUCUGAAUCGGUAAAUCAAUGUAUGCAGUCACAGAUCGACAAUCACGACAACAUUUUGCAUGUAGCCAUUGCUAGUGAAACAGCGGCUCGUUUAUAUAAAGCCCAAGUCAUCGAACACUCAAUCAAUGAUAAGCUGGGAAACACAACUAGAUUUUUGGUCUUAAGGAGGCGGAGAGACACACGUCUCAAUGAAGUUGGGGACACUAAAUUACCACAGGUCAAUCUGUUAACUUUUACUACCCGUCAAGAUGAUCCUGGUUCUUUAGUGGACGUUUUAAAUGUACUAAAGAUUCAUUCGCUUAACAUGUGCUCUAUAAACUCUAGACCGUUUAAUUUAAGCGAUGGUGAUAGAAACUGGCGAUAUUUGUUUUUUAUUGAAUACUACACUGAUAAGAACGCCCCAAACCAUAACGAACAAUUUUAUAAAGAUAUCGGCGGAAAAUGUAAACAUUGGUGCCUCUGGGGUACAUUCCCUAGAAGUGAGAUGUAUUACUAUAAAUGA
Molecule: messenger RNA, 1005 nt
Organism: Saccharomyces eubayanus
Lineage: Eukaryota; Fungi; Ascomycota; Saccharomycetes; Saccharomycetales; Saccharomycetaceae
Gene: PHA2
Product: prephenate dehydratase PHA2
Exons: 1
Coding region: 1-1005 (334 amino acids)
Biological process (GO): L-phenylalanine biosynthetic process
Cellular component (GO): cytoplasm
Molecular function (GO): prephenate dehydratase activity; chorismate mutase activity
Source: RefSeq, a predicted model, not a curated record